Messenger RNA from Meriones unguiculatus (Mongolian gerbil), 4205 nucleotides. It is a transcript of the gene Impa1, whose product is annotated as inositol monophosphatase 1. Lineage: Eukaryota; Metazoa; Chordata; Mammalia; Rodentia; Muridae. The transcript has 9 exons. The record is from RefSeq and is a predicted model, not a curated record. Gene Ontology annotation, biological process: phosphatidylinositol phosphate biosynthetic process; signal transduction; inositol metabolic process. Gene Ontology annotation, molecular function: inositol monophosphate 1-phosphatase activity. The coding region runs from base 2105 to 2938 and encodes 277 amino acids.
UUUGUCGUUCUUGGGAGUGAUAAGUCCACUCCACUAUUCAUAGAAUAACAAUUCUAUGAUAAUGAUAUAUAUCCUUAUAACCUGGAACCUGUUAACACUACAAAAAAUGUUAGAUAUUUUGACUGUUUGCAACUCCUACCUAUGUUCCACAAAACAUGAAAUCAUAUUAAAUAACAUGGAGACAGAGUCUCCUCCUGAGUAGCUCACUUGGUCUAUAUAGACUUGAUCAUUUUACUCUCAGUCAAUAAUUAAUUCUUUUGUGGGCUGUGGGAGAUCACAUGGUUUUAUGUAUUUGCUUAGGCUAGCAGAUCAGAGCCCUCCUCCUGUGUGUGUGUGUGUGUGUGUUUAAAAUUUCUCUGUCAUCUCAGAGUUUUCCUCUUGUCAUAUAUGGAGGUCUCUACAAUGAGCAGAACCAACUUCCAAAUACUCAAUAAGAGGGCUUCGUACUUUGUGGCUCCAGCUUGCAGCAGUGCUAUAAUGGAACCAGAACAUCAGACACUGUUGUGGACUUCAGUAUCAGAAGGCACUUGGCAGCAAAAUGGACUGUUCCUGCUGAAAAACCGCUGGAGUUCCUGCUCAUCCGAUGUAGGAAGCUAGUAAUAGCUUUAACAUAAAGACGUCUGAUAUUUGUGCCCUCGUCCAUCUUAUUUCAAAAUGCUUACAUUGAGUUUAACAGCUUUGCCAAGUCAGUGGAACAACUUUCACUCAUGAAAAGUUUAAAGAUGGUAUUUCUUCAAACGCCUAGGGAAUUUCAUUUGGCCUGUCAGCAUGCAUUUGAUACAAUAUUUAUUUGGUCUUUUGACAGGUCAAAAAAACACAAGUAUUUGAUGGAGGUAUCCAAAGCCGUUUAUUAAGGAGGCAUUUUUCAGAAGGGCAGAGACAGGUCUCUGCUUUUUGUGAGAUUUACAAAUUGGAUUCACAUUCCUGCCACUCAUCUGAGACAUCAUUGUACAUUGUUAAUAAUUUCUUGUCCUGAUUAAAUCAAGAGAAACAGUCAUUUCACAAGCAAUAAUGUCAGGACAUUGGGUCCUCUUGUGGGUAGGUCAUCUGUGUGGACUUUUCCACUUAAAAGUAACAUACCUACCAUGAUACCUGACCUGUUUCAUGUGAGGAAACAUUUCAAGAACCAUAGACUAGUCCUUCUUGGUCAUACAGAGUAACCUGGCUUAAGCCAUGUACAUUCUCUGUAUGUGGACUUUGCAGUCAGGGUGCUUUGCUGUAUUCUUGCUGUGUGAGUUUGGGCCAAAUCUCUUAACUUCUCCAAGCCUCAACUUCCUUAUCUGUAUAAUGAUGGGAAUCUUCAUGAUAUUGUUACAGCCCUUAAGUUUAAGCAUGUAAGAAGACAACUGCUGUCUGGUGUGGUGACACAUGCCUGCAACCUGAGAACUCCAAAAGUGAAGGCAUGAGGGUCAAAGACUUCAGAAGCCAAGCUAGGCUACAUACCAGGACAUUGUUAAAAAUCCAUGGCUGGGAAACCAACCAGCUCAACGAUAGAGUGCUUGUAUAUUAUUUACAAAGCCCUGGGCGUCAUCCUUAGUACUGAAGCUUGGGAGGAGGGAAGCGGGAUCGUCUUCAGCAUGUCAAGUCCACAACAAACAACAACCGCUAUGUCGAAGAAUUACUAAGAAGAGAGUUGGGGCUGACAGUCAAUCAUCAAAAGUUAAAAAUCUCCGUUAGGCUUACCUACUACAGGUUUAGCAAAUGAGCGCUGCACAGUUACAGUCACAACUCCAAUUCAUCUGUGACCAAAGAGCAGGAUGGAACGCAAAGACAAGGAAAUAGGAAACCAUGAACUAAUAAAGACGAAAGUGGAGAUUUUUCAAAAUAGGGGAUUCUUAGAGAAGGAAGGAGGGGUAUGUAGGAGAAUGCCAGAAAAGACCUGCUUCAGACCCCUGACCAGGUCUUGCAAAGCCUAGGACCGCCCAGCGAUCAACUCCGGGCCGAGCGGAGACGUAAGGGCGGGGUUUCUAGACGCCGGUCCCCGCCGAAGGCCGAAAGGGGGCGGGGCUUCCUGUCGGAGCAAUCCCGGUUACCUCCGGAAGAGCAGCAGAGCCGAGCCUUCGGACGCCGACAGUUGGGCAUCGCGGGGCGCUCGCGCGAGAAGAUGGCAGACCCGUGGCAGGAGUGCAUGGAUUUUGCAGUAACCCUCGCGAAAGAAGCCGGAGAGAUGGUUCGUGAAGCCCUGAAAAAUGAGGUGGAUGUCAUGAUUAAAAGUUCUCCAGCUGACUUGGUAACAAUCACCGACCAAAAGGUUGAGAAAAUGCUCUUCUCUUCUAUAAAGGAAAAGUACCCAGCUCACAGUUUCAUUGGUGAAGAGUCUGUGGCAGCUGGGGAAAAGACAGUCUUCACAGACAAGCCCACGUGGAUCAUCGAUCCUGUUGACGGGACAACUAACUUCGUGCAUGGGUUUCCUUUUGUAGCUGUUUCGAUUGGCUUCGUUGUAGAUAAACAGAUGGAGUUUGGAAUUGUGUACAGCUGUGUGGAAGAUAAGCUGUAUACGGGCAGGAAAGGAAAAGGCGCCUUUUGUAAUGGUCAGAAGCUUCGCGUCUCAGAGCAGACAGACAUUACCAAAUCCCUCUUGAUAACUGAGGUGGGCUCCUCCAGAAAGCCAGAGACUUUGCGGACCGUUCUCUCCAACAUGGAGAAGCUGUGCUCCAUUCCCAUCCACGGAAUCCGGAGUGUUGGAACAGCUGCUGUUAAUAUGUGCCUUGUGGCAACUGGAGGGGCCGAUGCGUAUUUUGAAAUGGGGAUUCACUGCUGGGACAUGGCAGGAGCCGGCAUCAUCGUCACUGAAGCAGGUGGAGUGCUUAUGGAUGUCACAGGAGAACCAUUUGAUUUGAUGUCUCGGAGGAUAAUUGCUGCAAACAGUAAAGAAUUAGCCGAAAGAAUAGCCAAAGAAAUUGAGAUAAUACCUUUACAAAGAGACGAUGAAAGUUAGUCCUAAAGAACAGUGUCCAGCUUUGUCACACUCACCGUCCCCGGGAUGUUAAGAUGGAUGAUGUCACUGACUUAAAUUUAUCUUUGAGGUCCUGAUUUUAAAAUGGGAACUUUUUUUUUUUUUUUUUUUUUUUUUACAGAGGACAUAUUCAAAAUAGGGUGGCAUAUUUGAUUGUUGAAAGAAAAUUUGCAUGUGAUAAUAUUCUUGGGGAAAAUAUACAGAAAGUAAUGAACUAGCCAUUGAAAUAGUUCCCAGUCCAUAUGAUCCCUUAAACUUUAAUGUACUGUUUAUAUGCACAAUUCUCAAUUAGAAACUUAUCUUUUUGUGUAAGUUUUCCUCUUUGUUCCAGAAGCCAUAUUUAAUGAAGCUUGUAAGGCUCUAACAAGCAGGCCUCUCCUUGUAGAGAGCCUUUUUGCUUUAUUUAUUUUUAUUUUUUUGUUUUUUUCCUUUUUGUUUUAUUAAUCACUGUAGUAUAGCACCCGGCACAGUACCUGUCAAGCAGCAGGCAGUCUGAAAUCGUCACCUCACAGUGACCACUUGAAACUACAGCCCCUGCUUAUAAUGGCCAUGAUAAGAUAACCAUUCUGCUUUUGCUUCCUGUACUGUCCUUUUUGUAUUUCAUAGGGUCACACUGCAAGAGACGAUUGCAUAUUGUGGGCAUUUCUGCAGUUAGGAUACUACUGUGUGUCGUAGGUUCUGCUUAAAACCCCUGUGCUAGAAAGAAAUUUUCACAGAACUCUUCCAUGUAUUUGGUGUAGUUAGUUACAGUGUAACAUUUUACUAAAUGCAGUAUUGACAUUCACAUAUUUACACUGGUUUUGGCUGUGCUGACAGAUGUACUGUGACGUUAAUGGUGAGACAUUUGAUUUCUUUCCAAAUUUCUUGCUUAAUUUCAUCACUGCUAUCUGUAUAUUCUACAAGGGUCUUGGACCUCUCAAACUCAAGAAAAUUUAAUGGCUUGUAUUCCUUUUUAAAGAAUUAAUUUUUUGUCUAGCCUUGACCCUUGGCAUAUGAACAGAUGUUUUAUCGUUAGUGUGUUUGAACUUUGUAUUUAAUAAAAUGAAGUGUUCUUGUAAGUUUCAAGACAGGUAUCUUAUUAUUGGGUCAUUUAAUACAUUAAAUGUGUAUGAUACUCUAAUUUGGGCGCUGUAAUUACUGUAUUUAUGCUGUUAAUUACAUGCGUUUAAAAUGUCACAUACCAUGUAAAUUCUAUUGCAAGACAGGCUGUUUUUGCAAUUAAAUUUAUUUUAAUUAAGACUAUUGAAAA